Hemiscyllium ocellatum (epaulette shark) is the source of this 2843-nucleotide messenger RNA. RefSeq names its product putative transcription factor Ovo-like 1. Gene Ontology annotation, cellular component: nucleus. Gene Ontology annotation, biological process: regulation of transcription by RNA polymerase II; epidermal cell differentiation. Bases 448 to 1182 code for a protein of 244 amino acids. Lineage: Eukaryota; Metazoa; Chordata; Chondrichthyes; Orectolobiformes; Hemiscylliidae. Gene Ontology annotation, molecular function: DNA-binding transcription factor activity, RNA polymerase II-specific; RNA polymerase II cis-regulatory region sequence-specific DNA binding. The transcript has 4 exons. The record is from RefSeq and is a predicted model, not a curated record.
GAUAGAUAGAGAGAGAGAGAGAGACGGGAUUUUGUUUUCUGAUUUAUUUUCAAAUUUCGCUUGGAUAAUGAGUUGAUGAGUCAGAAUAUAAAGGGCUGGGCUUUGGUGAGAGCUUACUUUCCGCGAGAAUGGGAUUUUACACAGACAGGUGUGUGAUACUGAAACCACCACCGUUAUUUGUCAGCACAUGCGUUAGUCAUCAGGUCUCUCUCCGCAACUUGUCUCAUUUUUAAGAACUGGUUGGGUAGGUCUUACCUCCAGAGAGAGAGAGAGAGAACGCAGGAGACCAGAUCCAGACAGGGUACUUUCUCAUUGCAGGUGACACAGGUGUCUCUCUUGAACAGGGGAGACUGACAGAGAUUAGAGAGAGGGAGCAGGGGGGUGCAAGACAACAGCUGGGCCUUUUAAUAAAAUAUUGAACCUUUCGAACACAAACCCGGAGACAAGAUGCCCCGGGCUUUUCUGGUGAAGAUACGGAGUGACAACCUGAGGACUCGGAGCUGGGGAGAGAUACCUGACCAAAUGCGAGCUGACAUUUACAUCCCCCAUGCCCAGGAUAUCAUUCAAUACCAAGACAGUGAAGUGGAUGUGUCACCCCUAUGUCUGUCUGUGGAGGAGAACGCAGAGAAGGAACUUUCCUAUGAUACAGACUCCAGUAUAUCUGCACAGGACAUUGACAAUGGAACCCACAACAACAUCCACCAGGGCUUCACACGCUCCAAGAUAAAGGUCACCCGGGGGUCGUGUUCGGACGAGAUUCUCAGCUGCCCGUUCUGCCAGAAAACCUUCCAGUACCAGCGCAUGCUCAACAGGCACCUCAAGUGUCACAACGAUGUCAAAAGACAUCUCUGCAACUUCUGCGGGAAAGGAUUCAACGACACGUUUGACCUCAAGCGACACGUCCGAACGCACACAGGGAUCCGGCCCUAUAAAUGUCACCUGUGUGAAAAGGCCUUCACACAACGCUGCUCACUCGAGUCCCACCUGAAAAAGAUCCAUGGGGUGCACCAGUCCUACGCCUACAAGGAGAGGCGGACUAAACUGUACGUGUGUGAGGAGUGUGGCUUCACAGCUGAGAGCCAGGACGGUCACCUCAUCCACCUGAAGGAGGAACACCCCAACAGCCCGAUCCUGCUCAAAGCCUCGAAGAAAGCAACAGCGAUGAAGGCUGGCUCCAAUUAGCUCUCACAGCAUGGAAUCUCUGCUCUCCUCCCCAUCCAACACACUCCCAUCCAUCACCACAGGGCUCUCGGGAGGUGGGGCUGAUCUCUACCGAAGCCCCCUCCCCCCCACCAUCCGGACAGCAUGGUGGCUCAGUGCCUCCCAGCACCAGGGUCCCAGGUUCAAUUCCACCCUCGGGGCGACUGUCUGUGUGGAGUUUGCACAUUCUCCCCCUGGGUCUGGGUGGGUUUCCUCCGGGUGCUCCGGUUUCCCUCCCACGGUAGGUGUCUUUUCCCUGGGAGGGGGGGAUUUCAAGGCCAUGGGACACAUCUUUCAGGUGAAAGGAGAGAGAGAGAGAUUUAAAACAGACCUGAGGGGCAAAUCUUUUACCCAGAGGGUGGUCUGUGUGUGGAGUGAACUUCCUGAGGGAGUGGUGGGUGUGGGUACAUUUGGAUAAGGACCUGGAUAGGAAAGGGUUGGAGGGAGAUGGGUCGGGAGCAGGCAGCUGGGACUAGUUUAGUUUGGGGUUACGGUCAGCACAAAAUGGUAGGGCCGAAGGGUCUGUUUCCCUGCUGUCUGACUCUGCGACUCGAUGCACAAAUUAGGGUUGAUUGGCCAUAUUAAAUACCUAUGGUGUCCAGGGACAUGCAGGCCAGGUGGGUUAGUCCUGGGAAAGGCAGGGAUACAGGGAUAGAGUGGGGGGUCUACAUGAGAUGCUCUUCGGAGGGUUGGUGUGACUGGAUGGGCCAAAUGGCCUCACUUCCACAUUGUAGGGAAUUGUAUCAUUCUAAUAGCACUGAGCAUCAUCCCGAGAGGGCUCUCGGGAAAGCAGGGUGAAUGGCCAACCCGCUGCCUAUUUGGGAACCCCAGCUCAGCGUCACUACGUCAGCCGUGAUCCCGGAAUUCUGUUUGGCCAGCGUUCCGAUUUCCACCAUCAGCCCCAGGUCCAUGCUACCCCAGUCCCCGCAACCGAUGGGAAUGAUCUCUCCUGUCUCACCUGGAGGCCCAUGUCCCGAAACUACUCCGACACGGCAGCGAACUCCCGGUUCUGCCUGACGGGCUAUUCGGCGACCAGAGUCAUCACCGAGUCACUGUUUGACUGACCCAGUCACUCACUGAGAUCCUGGGAACAUGAGCCACAGCUAACACUGGGAUUGUCACAACAGCAUGUUGGGGGACACUGCACUUACCCUCAAACAGAGAGUUGGGGAAAAUAAUCUUUGCUGUUCAUCACCGGCUUGGAAAAUCUACCAAAAAAACACCAAGAUUUACGCGGGGCAGUUUACACAAUAUUUCAAUGCCCUGAGUAGCUUUAACACUGUGUCUGUAAUAUAAUGAUCAGGAUCUGAGAGGACCGUGUAUCAUAUUGUUCUGCUCCGUCUGUUUCGAAGCCACUUUGAGGCUGGGACAAUUUUCAAGGGGUUUUUAUCAAUUGUACAGUUCGGGUGCAUGUGUUGUGUAUGAUAUAGUUUAUACGCUGAGAUUAUUGGUCUGUGUUAUCUGUGCAAUAUCUUCACUUCAGUUCAAACUGUCCCACAUCAAUCACUCCCCAGGACAGGGACAGCACGGGGUUAGAUACAGAGUAAAGCUCCCUCUACACUGUCCCACAUCAAUCACUCCCCAGCACAGGGACAGCACGUAGCUAGAUACAGAGUAAAGCUCCCUCUACACUGUCCCCACAU